CCCAGCGGCCGCCUGCCCUCUUUCCGCUGUCUCUCAGCCCUACGAGAUGGCGGCGCCCAGGGGUCGGCGAUUGCUGUCGUACGGCCGGUGUUGGUUCUCGCAGGCCGAGUCUGCUGUCCCCCUGCAAGCCUCCGACUCGCUCUACCCGCCCAUAGUGGCUUCUGCCACCGCGAAGAGCAAAGCGGCCAAGCAGAGGCGCCUGGAGCACUUCAACCAGCAGGUGCACGAGGCGGUCUCGAUCGAGGAGAAGCUGCGACUUUACGGGAAACUGCAGCGGCCCAAAUACAUGCUUUACCCGCAGACCUUCGCCCUCAACGCCGACCGCUGGUAUCGCAGCUUCACCAAGACCGUCUUCGUACCGGGGCUGCCCCCGAGAGCGGCGCCGGCAGCCGCGAAAGCCCCAGAGGACGCGGCGGGAGUGGCCCCGGAGGCCGCCGAAGCCCCGGAAGCUGGAACAGCGGCAGCCGCGUCUGCGAGCGCUGCGAAGUCGUACCUGGAUGUGGCUGCGUUGCGCUCCCUCGCCUGUGAUGCCCUCCUGCAGGAGAGCUACUAUCAGAAUAAGAAGCGGCCGUUCCUCUACCGCGAUCAGGAUCACACGCCCGGCCCGUUCCUUACGCAGCUCGUCUCCACCCUCGCCGCAUUUCUCUGCGGUCGCAACCCGCUGCUGGCCGCCUCCUCCCUUGAUCUAAAUCCUGAAGUUAACUAUUACUGGCAUCAUGGUGAGGAAGUUGUUGUUCAUGGACAUCGAAAGGGUAGAGUUGAUCCGGUGCGAUUUCAGAUAGAUGACAGCCCACACCUCCAGCUCCGUGUGCCACAGCAGCUUCCAGAGAUUGUGCCACUGGAGUCAGAUCUGGGAGAUGUUCCUGUUAUUGAUCACAAACCAUCCAAACUGCCAUUGUUCAAAAAGCAGUAUGAAAACAAAGUGUUUAUAGGAUCAAAGGUAGCAGACCCAUGCUGUUAUGGACACACCCAGUUUCACCUUCUUCCUGAUAAACUAAAACGGGAGAGAUUUGUAAAGGCAAAUCUUGAGGAUCAGAUUGAGGUUGUGUAUCGAGCUAAUGGUAUUGCAAGUCUGUUUGCUUGGACAGCAGCACAAGCAAUGUAUCAAGGAUUCUGGAGUGAAGCAGAUGUGACCCGUCCUUUUGUAUCGCAGGCAGUAGUGACUGAUGGAAAAUACUUUGCUUUCUUUUGUUACCAGCUAAAUACUUUAGCACUAACUGCAGAAACUAUUAAAAAUAACCCUAGGAAGAAUAUCUGUUGGGGUACAGACAGCAAGCCAUUAUAUGAUGUUGUGGAAGAUGGUAGCGUGAAAGGUUUUAAUGAUGAAGUUCUGCUUCAGUUGGUUUGUUUUCUGUUAAACAGACCAAAAGAGUUGUAAAUCAUUAAAGUAUGCCUGUUUAUUUACCUGAACUUCAUUGUAACUUCAAGAAGUGUGGGCUAGAACGUGCCUUGUUCUUAGUCAAAUGUAUGCCUAGCAAACACUAUAUACAUCUUUUAUGGUAUUUAGGCCUCAUUACUUUUAAGUGUGUGAUUCUGUACACUGAGAAAUAAAAGUCUAGAAUAUCUUCAUGUCUUUUGUACAUUUACUGUAGAAGUAUACUACACUAAUUCAAAGUCCUGUGGAUACUUUCUUUAAUAGAUUCAUAGCUCUAUGUUGAGCUAUCAGAGCAAACUGUGAUUUUUUUUUUUAUGACCAUCUGAUUAUGUUGCUUGAUAUUCAAGACCACUGAAAAUUUUCUGAUUUUGUGCCUGAAAAGAAAUCAGUUGUCUUAAAUGCUUACUCUUUCUAAAGAGAAAAUGAGCUCAUAAUAAAGUGUUUCUUAAGAGCGAA
Molecule: messenger RNA, 1831 nt
Organism: Colius striatus (speckled mousebird)
Lineage: Eukaryota; Metazoa; Chordata; Aves; Coliiformes; Coliidae
Gene: MRPS30
Product: mitochondrial ribosomal protein S30
Exons: 5
Coding region: 47-1378 (443 amino acids)
Biological process (GO): translation
Cellular component (GO): mitochondrion; ribosome; mitochondrial large ribosomal subunit
Molecular function (GO): structural constituent of ribosome
Source: RefSeq, a predicted model, not a curated record